This is a messenger RNA of Racocetra persica, 323 nucleotides long. NCBI's taxonomy places the organism in Eukaryota, Fungi, Glomeromycota, Glomeromycetes, Diversisporales, Gigasporaceae. The record is from the annotation of a GenBank genome assembly.
AUGAAACUGCUAUGGCUUUUAGUAUGUCAAAUACUAUCAUAAUUGAAGAAAGAGGCACUAAGACUAUAUCAAUUCUAUCAACUGGAGGAAUUAAAAGUCAAAAAGAAUUGGAUAAUAAUGAAAAUAAUGAUGACAAUGAAGAUAAGAAUAAUGAUAACAAUAAUAGUGAAAACAAUAGUAAAAAUGAUGGUGAAAAUGAUAAUGAAAAUAAUAAUAAAAAUGAUAGUGAUGAUGAUAGUGAAAACAAUAGAAAAAAAAAAGAAAAUAAAAGCAUUAAUAAAAAUAAAAGUGGUUUAGUUACUAUGAAGAGAACGAAGAAUUAA